Saprolegnia parasitica CBS 223.65 is the source of this 276-nucleotide messenger RNA. RefSeq lists its product as hypothetical. Gene Ontology annotation, biological process: oxaloacetate metabolic process. The annotation marks the transcript as partial. The record is from RefSeq and is a predicted model, not a curated record. Lineage: Eukaryota; Oomycota; Saprolegniomycetes; Saprolegniales; Saprolegniaceae. Gene Ontology annotation, molecular function: magnesium ion binding; catalytic activity. The transcript is spliced from 2 exons.
AUGCUUCAGCAGCGCGCCCGCCGCCUUGGGCGCAGCGUCCUCUUCCUGCCUGGUAUCAAUGCUCGAGCGCUGGAGAAGCUGCGCGUCCUGCCCUGCGACGCAGCGAUCCUCGACCUCGAAGACGCCGUCGCGCCGCUCAAGAAGGCCGAAGCCCGAGCCCUAGUGUGCGCCGCGGCCACGCGCGGGUACGGUCCGUACAAGGAGGUCGCGAUCCGCAUUAACCCGCUCGCGAGCGAGUGGGGCCACGCGGACCUCGAACAUGCCGUGCGCACGGGC